Molecule: messenger RNA, 603 nt
Organism: Dibothriocephalus latus
Lineage: Eukaryota; Metazoa; Platyhelminthes; Cestoda; Diphyllobothriidea; Diphyllobothriidae
Source: the annotation of a GenBank genome assembly
AUGAAUACAAACAUUGUCUUCCUGCGGCUGAGCGGAGUGGAAACCUACCUGCACGAUGACUGGCGUCUUCGAGAAGCAGAACAAUUGCUGGUCUCCUCGCUGUUGGUAGCUUCUGCUGACGCAGGCGCCGGCGGUUCGAGUAGUAGUCAGGCCGAACAGACGACAGCCACCGCUGCUGUGGAGGUCGCCUCUAACGCCGCUGCCAUUGGAGCUCCUCCCGUCUAUGUCAUGGUCAACGGUGAAAUCACCUGGGACCAGCUUCAGCCCCUAAAAGAGGUACAGGGUGAUUGUGAAGGCCCUAUCUGCACCGAACAUGCUCAAACUCUCUCAGAAAAAUUGAUGUCAUCUGGGUCAGACAUUGUUGCGGAGAACAGAAACUGUGCUCUAAGGUCUAACGAAGAUGCCAUCACGUCCGGUGCAGCCGAGGAACGCGCACGUUUAAUCGGGCAGACAAUUGGCGCGUGCCACGACAUCGAGCACGUGUGGUGCCUUUGCUUCCGCGCGCCUGCGGCUGGUCAAGAGAAUUCUGACACAAGAACUGCCGAUCGACGACCGGAAUGUACCACAACACUCAGAGCCCGAAAUAAGUCGAGUUUUGAGUAG